AUGUCUCCUACCCUCGGGUCUAACCAAACCUUUCCCACCUAUUUCAUAGGCCAUGCCGGUGUGGGUCUCCUUUUUGAGGAGGGACCUCGAAAUAAAAUUGCACAGGCCAACUUGAGGGAGAUUGGUGAAGAAAUUCUAGCCCUGUCGCCGCGUCCCAAAGCCAUUGUUGUCUUCAGCGGUCACUUUGAAGCAGGCGAGAUCCAUGGGCCCGGUGUACUUGAAGUGAAUGUCAAACGAGGAACACACAUUCAACAUGACUUCGUCGGCGAUUUACACGACUCUCAUCCAUUCGUCUAUGAAUACGACUGGCCGCAUCAGGAUGCGCCCGAGCUAGCGGUACAACUAUGGGAGCAUCUCCGCAAAGCAGGAUUCAAGACGAAACGAGUGGAGCGAGGAGUAGAUCACGGUGUCUGGGUACCUUUCAAGGUCAUGUUUCCGGAAGAGAACCCACUUGAUAUACCCGUAAUCCAAAUCUCUACAUUCCAUGGGUAUGAUCUCGCGAGCCAGAUUCGGUUGGGUCAGGCCUUACAGUCGUUACGGCAUGACGGUUAUCUCAUCAUAGGCUCAGGCAUGGCUGUUCAUUCGUUCGCGUCCCUCGAUGAGAUUAUAGAUGCUUCAACAGAAGAGGAGAGAGAAGUUAUCCGGGCCAAGGUUCUUACCGAGUCGAGAAAUUUCGAUACCAGUCUGAGAGAAGCAGUGACAAAGAAAGACGCAAAGGAGAGAAAUGAAGCACUGCUGAAGCUGGAGGACUUGUAUGAGUUCAAGCGCUCCCAUCCAACUGUCGAGCACUUUACACCACUUCUGGUUGCUGCGGCUGCAGCUGGAGAUGCACAGGUCGAAGCCCUAGGUGUAGACUUGGUCGACCCAGGCUUCUCCUAUCUCAAUCUACGUUUCACUUAG
Molecule: messenger RNA, 900 nt
Organism: Penicillium paradoxum
Lineage: Eukaryota; Fungi; Ascomycota; Eurotiomycetes; Eurotiales; Aspergillaceae
Product: DODA-type extradiol aromatic ring-opening family dioxygenase
Exons: 5
Coding region: 1-900 (299 amino acids)
Molecular function (GO): ferrous iron binding; zinc ion binding; oxidoreductase activity, acting on single donors with incorporation of molecular oxygen
Source: RefSeq, a predicted model, not a curated record